Ziziphus jujuba (common jujube) is the source of this 2177-nucleotide messenger RNA. Its product is annotated as protein disulfide isomerase-like 1-4. NCBI's taxonomy places the organism in Eukaryota, Viridiplantae, Streptophyta, Magnoliopsida, Rosales, Rhamnaceae. The transcript has 12 exons. The coding region runs from base 195 to 1919 and encodes 574 amino acids. Gene Ontology annotation, biological process: protein folding; response to endoplasmic reticulum stress. The record is from RefSeq and is a predicted model, not a curated record. Gene Ontology annotation, molecular function: protein disulfide isomerase activity. Gene Ontology annotation, cellular component: endoplasmic reticulum.
AGUCGUUAACAUUUGGAAAAAAUUGAUACUUUGGGUUAAGUCAUGGCCAUUUAUGAAGGGCUCACCUUAAAAACGACGCCGGAUUACGGAACUUGACCGGUUUGACCUUGACCCAUCUUCCAUUUCUAUAAACCCUGCUCUCUCACUCAGAUCUCACUUCCUCCUAUCUCGCUUCGAAAAAAAACAACUCAGAAAUGGCGAGUCGACUCGUUCUCCUUCUUGCACUCACCUCUCUACUACUCUUUUCCAACUCAGUUCUCUGCAAAGACUCCAAGACCAAGGAAUCAGAGGAAGACGACGAAGAUCUGAGCUUUCUCGAAGAGGCGGACGACCAAACUGUUCCUCCACCGCAUCGGUACCCAGAUCUCGACCAGUCCGACGACGAGGGCGACGGUGAUUUUGACAACUUCGCUGAUUUCGACGGGUCGGUGGCUGAUCAGGACGAAGCUUACAAGGAACCAGAGGUGGACGACAAAGACGUCGUCGUUUUGAAGGAGAGGAAUUUCACCGACGUCAUCGAGAACAACAAGUUCGUGAUGGUGGAGUUCUACGCGCCAUGGUGUGGCCACUGCCAGGCACUGGCUCCGGAAUACGCGGCGGCCGCGACGGAGCUGAAGGGAGAGGAUGUAGUUUUGGCCAAAAUCGAUGCCACGGAAGAGAACGAGCUCUCUCAGGAGUACGAUGUGCAGGGUUUUCCAACUAUAUACUUCUUCAUUGAUGGCGUACACAAGCCUUAUACUGGCCAAAGGACCAAAGAGGCUAUAGUGACUUGGAUUAAGAAGAAGAUUGGACCUGGUAUUCACAACAUCACCACAUUGGAUGACGCUGAGCGUGUGUUGACUUCCGAAAGUAAAGUCGUUUUGGGCUUUUUGAACUCUUUGGUGGGUCCUGAGAGUGAUGAACUUGCUGCUGCUUCAAGACUUGAAGAUGAUGUCAACUUCUAUCAAACAGUGGAUCCUGCUGUGGCAAAGCUUUUCCACAUUGACCCAGAAGUGAAACGCCCUGCCUUGGUCCUGCUUAAGAAGGAGACUGAAAAGUUGAGCCAUUUUGAUGGUCCAUUUGUCAAGUCUUCAAUAGCUGAGUUUGUAUUUGCCAAUAAACUUCCUCUAGUUACCAUUUUUACUAGGGAAAGUGCCCCUACAAUUUUUGAAAGUCCAAUCAAGAAACAGAUUUUGCUGUUUGCUACUUCAAAUGAUUCGAAGGAGGUUAUCCCCGCUUUUGAAGAGGCAGCCAAACUUUUCAAGGGAAAGCUUAUCUUUGUGUUCGUGGAAAUGGAUAACGAAGAUGUUGGAAAGCCAGUCUCAGAAUAUUUUGGUGUCAGUGAUGCUCCAACGGUUCUUGCGUACACUGGAAAUGAUGAUGCCAGAAAAUUUGUGCAUGAUGGGGAAGUUACCUUGGAGAACAUCAAGGCCUUUGGGGAGAAUUUCUUGGAAGACAAGCUAAAACCUUUCUUUAAGUCGGACCCAAUUCCUGAAACUAAUGAUGAGGAUGUGAAGAUAGUAGUUGGAAAUAACUUCGAUGAUAUUGUUUUAGAUGAGUCAAAAGAUGUUCUUCUUGAGAUUUAUGCACCUUGGUGUGGGCAUUGCCAAGCUCUUGAACCAACAUACAACAAGCUUGCCAAACAUCUACGUGGUAUCGAGUCUCUUGUUAUAGCCAAGAUGGAUGGAACAACAAAUGAGCAUCCGAGGGCAAAGGCUGACGGGUUCCCUACACUUCUGUUCUUCCCAGCUGGGAACAAGAGUUUUGAUCCUAUUACUGUGGAUACUGAUCGGACAGUUACGGCAUUAUACAAAUUCCUCAAGAAAAAUGCAUCAAUCCCUUUCAAGCUCCAGAAACCAACUUCAUCUCCAAAACCUGUUAGUUCUGAUGGUAAAGAAAGCGCAGACAGCAGUAGCACUGACGUGAAGGAUGAAUUGUGAGGCUUCUAAUUUUGUUCUAAGUUAUAUGUCUUUUAUGUGCCAUCAAUGUGGUAAAAGUAAGUAAUAGUUGUCAGAUAGAUGAAGAGAGAUGAUAGAACGACUAAACCCUCUCCCCCUCCCGCGGGCCCCCCCCCCCCCAAAAAAAAAAAAAAAAAAAAAAAAAGGAAAGAAAAAGGUUUAUUAGUGCAUUCAACUAGUGAAUUUAUAUAUUUGGAAAAAUGAGGCUGAAGAAUUUAAUAAGAGGCUCAUUUCUGCUUU